AUGAAGACCUCUGGCAUUGUCUUUAGCUUAUUGGCUGCAAGUGCCACCGUGAUGGCUCGGUCUACCGUGUAUAUGGUCACCAGCGACGAUGCCUCAGCAAUGGAUACCAGCAACAACGUUGAGAAACCCACCAUUCCUUUGGACGCAUUUUCAAUGGUGCUUUCGCACAUGACUGACACGGCCGACUGUCAUCCCAUUCACCACAUGCAACAAGCUUACAAACAAGAGACCAUUGCUGGUGCCAAGGCAGUUUGGAACAAUCGUGCUGCUUGGUGGUCUCAUGCACAAGAUGACGUCUUUGAACGAAAGCUUGAUAACGGUCUGUUCCUUGUCGUCUCAGGCGUGGAUGCAUCUGAAGAUACCUUCCCCAUGGAUCCAUCAUUCUACGUCUCCGAUAAUGUUGCUGAAGAUUACAUGGUCUUGGCUGAUGAUACCGCACAAGCUCUUCAAAAGAAUGGUCAAAGCGUCUCGGUGCGUUCCAACAUGGGCUUGUUUGACGCAGAGGUUACGGAUGAUACGGGUGUCUUUGAUCUCUCACAAGAGGCCGAUCGCGUUUUCCUCAAGGAAGUCGAUGCUGUCAAGAAUGCUGUCAAGGAUACUGCCAACUUUGUUGCUGUAAAGAUGGAAGGAUUACAGCUUCUUGAAAAGGCAUAUGGCACACAAUCUUCUCAAUAUCAAGAGGCACGACGCGUCGUCGAUGACUUAAUCCAAGAGACUGUGAUACCCGAUUUCCAGGAGCUUCAUCCUAAUGAACGCAACUUGAUUACUGUCAUCUUUACGCCUACACGUUACACUCAUCAUUUCGGCAAACGUGGUGUGCCUGAGACUUUGCAAGAAAGUGAUACAUGCUAUGUCACUGAAGAUGCAUGCUUGAACGGUACCUCCAGCUGCAGCGGUCGUGGUCAAUGCGUGCCAGAUGACAAGAGUGACAACGAAUGCUAUGUAUGCAAAUGUCAAUCAUCUUCCUAUCUUGGUGAUGCAUGCCAGGUUGAGGAUGCCGUUGGUGACUUUCAGCUCUUGUUCUGGACCGGUGUGACUCUGAUUGUGCUCACGGCUGGUGCAUUGCUCUUUGUCUACAAGGAUUGUGAUGUUGACAAUGGUGGUAUCAUGAUGGUGCCUCAAGUGCCUCCCAAACAAGAUUAA
Messenger RNA from Lichtheimia ornata, 1143 nucleotides. RefSeq lists its product as uncharacterized. Gene Ontology annotation, cellular component: endoplasmic reticulum. Bases 1 to 1143 code for a protein of 380 amino acids. Lineage: Eukaryota; Fungi; Mucoromycota; Mucoromycetes; Mucorales; Lichtheimiaceae. The record is from RefSeq and is a predicted model, not a curated record. The transcript has 6 exons.